UCACCAUACUAAAAAUUGACAGUUAGGAUAUAGUUAGUUUGGCAAGUAAGCAUAUAUGAUACCAAUUACCGUCAUUCCAUUUCCGUCUGCGCCAUAGACAUCACAUGUUUCUCGAAGAUUACAGAAGAAGGUGUUUUAAGUUCUCACACCUUUGCAAAUUGAUGACCCCCAAAUGAAAACCGAUGAUACCAGGCGUAGAAACUUGAAGAUAUAAAGAGUGGAAGGGGACAAUAACUGUAUACCCAUAGUCGCAAUUUUGUUUCAGAGUGACGCCAAUUCUUUGCAGUUGAAAAGCCUUGACUAAAUCCCUGUCUAUAUCAGUUGGUAUUUCAAUUAAGCUAUAUUCGCAGGAAAUCUGGCUAAUUCAAAAAAUAAAUAUUAGCUGAAGGUUUUAAGUGAAUUACAAAAAGUCAAUCGCCCGAGUACAUAAAUAUAGAUUGUCCCGUACAGAGACACAUGUGUGACAUUGAUAUCUGGAGUAUUAGGAUGAUAGCCUUACCGAACCUAACAUGAACAUAAGAAUUCGAUUUAUCAGCAAAAUCCUUGAAAGAUAAAAUUAUUAGACAAUUACUGUAAUCAUGUUUUUAAACAAUUGCGUAUUGACGUUCACUGUAAUGAGAAGGUUUGAUGGAAUCGAUUGACUAACAAAGAAUACAAAUUUCGGCAUUUAAAAACGGAUUUUCAAUUUUUAUUUUAUUUAAGGAAAGUAUUUUGUAACAAGAAUACAUUUAAAUAUUUGUCUUCGAUUCCGCAUUGGAAAUAUUCAGUAUUUACAGAGUCUGCAGUCGAUUAAUAAAAACUUUGCAUUACUCUUGGAUACGUCAUAAAAUAGCACAUCGGAAAUGGAACUAAGCUGAAAUAAUUUUGAUUAUUAUCUGUCACUUUUUUGUAUUUUAGAUACGGUUGAUGUAGUGUUUCAUUAGUGAUUAGACGUGAUGUCAAAAUCUUCAGUUCAUAUUCGAAUGUCAGAUAAGGAUAAUUUCCUUCACGAACAUGAAAUAUUUGAAAUGAUGAAAUCGAGAACACUUUAUCAAAUGCAGUUUGACCUUAGAAGGAAACUGGACAAACGAAUACGUUCAAUUGAAUUGGCUGAAAAAGUGCACAUGUCAACAUUUCAGAGUAAAAAAACGGUAUUUCUAAAUAAAAUGAGAGAAAAGAUACGACAGAAAAACUUUAAAAGAUUUAGCACGGAAAUAAUGCGAGACAGUGUAGAGGCUGAGGCUGAGGUUGAGGCUGAUAUUAACUUUUUGUCUGAGGACGAAAAUGACGACGAUGAUCUUUUGAAUAACAAAGACACGAACAAGGAGAAUGUUCGAAAAAAUAUCAGAUCAAAAUCAUUAGUGAGUGUGAUUACUUCAGAAGGUGAAAAAUUAUCUGAACGUCCAAUUACAUCUCGUUCUGUUGUGUCUCUUAACGGGAAAUCCUUGGCAGUUGCCAAAAGUAGUGGCAGGCAACGUAUAGACCAAUCUGUAGAAAGCAACAAGGCCCUUGUAACAGAAAUAACUAUAUAUCCUGGAGAUUUCACCGAAGAGCUGGCUACAGUGAACACUAUAUCUCACACCUCUGGAAUCAACGAUAAAGUUAAAACCAAUCGUGCUGAGGAAAAACAUAGGAAGAAUACCAAAUUCAACCUAAAAGAAAAUGAAUUAGAGAAUCGCCUUUCGCUCCCUACAAUUCCAAAUGCCGAAGUAGUUAAAAACUUAGCGUCGUUUGAAAUGGGAACCUUAACACCAGACGGACAUCUUCUUUUAACUAAAGAUGAUUACAAAAACUAUAUGGACAAAUUUGAAAGAAAACGAGAAAAAAGAUUGUGUAGAGUUCGUAGGCAGAGUGAAUCGCUGGAUCAAAAAGUGCGAGACUUUACUAUAGAUGAGGAAUAAACAGGGAUUUUAACGAUUUUUUUAACUUAAAAAUGGAAAAUAGGAAAAAUUAAUUAAAGGUAGUAUUCGCAA
Mytilus californianus (California mussel) is the source of this 1952-nucleotide messenger RNA. RefSeq lists its product as uncharacterized. The transcript is spliced from 3 exons. The coding region runs from base 936 to 1880 and encodes 314 amino acids. The record is from RefSeq and is a predicted model, not a curated record. Lineage: Eukaryota; Metazoa; Mollusca; Bivalvia; Mytilida; Mytilidae.